Molecule: messenger RNA, 2151 nt
Organism: Eimeria maxima
Lineage: Eukaryota; Apicomplexa; Conoidasida; Eucoccidiorida; Eimeriidae
Exons: 5
Coding region: 1-2151 (716 amino acids)
Cellular component (GO): mitochondrion
Source: RefSeq, a predicted model, not a curated record
AUGCUCGUCGUGGACUCUCAACUUCAACUGAGACGAGGGGCUCUCGAUUCCGUAACAGCACUGCAGCCGCCGUUCGGGGUGGAUACGGAGCACUUCUUUUCACCCGCUUUCACAAUACAAGGAGAGGGGAGACGGGUUACUCCAUUGGCGAUUUUCCACUCAGAAAAAGCGCAUACAUCCCCUGAAACAGUAAGCAUGAGCGCAAAUGAUUAUAUGCAGGAUACAUUAGCCAGGUCUAGUGACUCCCAAACACAGCGCCGUUGCGGUGCAAACCCCAUACCAGCCUUGACAAUCGCUGCGGCAGCUGUUUUUGCCUUUCCGAUCAAGUGGGGCGGGAAAGGAAAUGCAUCUCACCAGUACGGAAAAGAAGACGACAUGGAUGCAGUUCAAACAGGCGACGGGUCCACUACCCAUUGCAAAACGAUUGAAUACGGCCCUGAGAGCACGGUUUGUACUUACCAGCGCGUUCAUCCCUGGCGACCAGCCCAACACGCACUCACGUUGAUAGGUAGAGGGCUUCAAGCGUUGCAACAGUACAUUAUUGUCCUUACGGAGCAACUUGGAGGCGGGCAUGGCGGCUUAUUGGGAGCCCCUAUGCGCGUCAAAGACGCCUCACGGCUUCUAUGGCAAGUUUUUCAGGACCCUCUGGAAAUUAUGGGCUCCGCCGUUAAUCAGGCUCUUGGAGUGGUCAUACUGCAUAAAGACAAAGUUUGCAAUAAUACCUGUCCAGAAGCAAUCAACAAAAUACAGCCUGUACAGGGCGACCACUCAUCUGAGAAACGGCAAGUCGGUGAAAAACACGCGGAUGCGAAUUCCAAUACUUUUUCGGGCGAAUGGGCUUUGGAUACCAGUUGUACUCGUUUCCGCCCAGACACUUGGGUUGGGGACUUACCAGAAGAUGUAGAGUGCUCACCUGGGGUCCAGCAUCACUCAGCGCAACCGAAGAUGCUUGACAGUAGCGCACCUUCCAGUGAAAGUGGAAGCUGCGUUGGCGUUAACCACCUUCUGUCUAUGCUGAUGGCAUCGUAUAGGGCACUAUUGCUAUUCAUCCGAACCUUCGGAUCUGUUCUGCUAAGGCUAAUUCAUGUUGUGCCUUUAGGGCUCACUGCAGCCACCGCAGGAUUUUGGCUGCUUGGGUUGCCCUACCUCUCAGUUUGCUUGAGGACGAUAGGCUUGGGGAGCAAUUGGGUACUGCAUUGGGAAGCUAUCGCCCAGCGCGAAUUGGAAGAAGUAAUGUUCAUGGCAGUCACAGCAGCAGCAUCCGCUGCAGGGCCAACCUACGUCAAAUUCCUGCAGUGGAUUGCUACUCGGCCGGACUUAUUUCAUGAAUCCCUCUGCUCGCGCUGUGCAAGACCAAUCGGAUGCGGCUGCAUUGCCCAGGUAUACCGCGCAUACCUUUUGUUGUCAAACGAAGCAAGUGAAGAGUCAAAACGCACAUUUCUCGACCAUGCCUAUGUUUUAGGCGGCAGUAGUUCAAAAUGUGCAGCUGCAGAAAUAGGCGGCGGCAACAAGCUGCCACCAGUCGCCGUUGCAGUGAAGGUAAUGAGACCUGGAGUACGGGAGGCGAUGGAAUUUGACCUCCGCGUGAUGCUUCUCGUCGCCUCGGUUCUUCAGCUUCUGCCUGCCUUCGGGUUUGUUGCUUUGAAAAAGAGCGUGGAAGAGUUUGCAGUUUCAAUGCGUCGGCAACUGGAUUUUGGAUUGGAAGAGAAACAUCUCAAACUCUUUCGCUCAAAUUUUGGGCUAUCGACAGAUCCCAUUCCGAGUGACAUCCUACCCCUGCGUAAUAGGUGCAGGCGGCAUAGCGAGCCCGAGCAAAGUGAUUUUCUGACGGCAGGGCCGAAGGCAGAGCGUCACCCCACCAGUAUAUUCGGCUCUUUGUCGCGGAAGAUACUUGGGAUGCGUCGGCAGGUUACAUUUCCGUACCCAUUUGAGGCUUUAAGCAGCAGCGAAGUUAUUGUCAUGACCCUUGAAUCCGGCUUCACUCUCAACCAGCUGUUUAAAACGAGAGCUGAACUGCAAAAGCAAGAUGAUUCGUCACGCAUUCAGCGGAGUAUUCGCAGAGAUCGAGGCCCAUCGAUGACUAAACUGGAGCCGGGUGGCACUUCAGGGGUUCUAGCCAGCCCCGCUGCGCAAAAGAUAAUAGAGGUGUAG